AAUGCAAAUUCUAAAAACAAAUGAAACUUUAUAGUCAAAAAAAGAGUCAGGAAGAUAGAGAAUUGCUAGAGAGAAGAAUACAGCAUGUAGCAGAAGCAGCAGUACAAUUGGCCAAUAAAAUACCUUCAGUAUCCCAUGCAUUGAUGCGACAAGCAUUGUGUCAUAUAAAUGAUAUUGAUGGAGAAAUAAACAGUGAACAAAAGUUCCUCCUGUGCCCAAAUUGCGGAGCUGUGAGAACAUUCGGAAUCAAUACAACCGUCAAAUGCCAAAGAUCCAAUCUUCAGCAACGUAGAAAGUGCCGAAAGAAAUGUAGUAAACAAAAAAAUAAAAGUAGAGCUUUAGUAGCAAUCAAUGCUCCAGUACAAUCGCAUAAAACAGUAGUGAUGUAUCAUUGCAAUUUGUGCAAAAACAAAGCAAUGAUACCAGGAGUACAACACACAAUACCAGCAAAGAAAAAUAGGACAGAAAAUAACAUUAAAGAAAUGUGUCCUAAAAGAAAAAUCAAGCUUUGACAAUCCACGGAUGGACAAUAGCCUCCCUAGCAGAAAUACGCUUCUGAGGAUUCAAUGCAAGCAUACGCUCCAGCAAAUCCAUACAAUCACGGUCGACCUUGUUCAAACACUCAACAAGGCAAGAAGAAGUGCGAAUGUUAGGUAAUGAUGGAUUCAUAAAAGGCAAAGAUGUCAAGUCAGGCCAGUCCUCUUCCUUUGGAGUACCGAACCUUCGGAACAUCGCUAUCAACAAAGCAAACUCAGUGCGCUCCUCAAAUAUUGGCUUGCCUGUUAUCAACUCAAAUAGAACACAGCCCAGUGACCAUAUAUCAACCGAAAAUGAAUAGUGGAAGUCACCAAGCAAA
This is a messenger RNA of Babesia bovis T2Bo, 856 nucleotides long. RefSeq lists its product as uncharacterized. Gene Ontology annotation, biological process: RNA processing. Lineage: Eukaryota; Apicomplexa; Aconoidasida; Piroplasmida; Babesiidae. Bases 21 to 512 code for a protein of 163 amino acids. The record is from RefSeq and is a predicted model, not a curated record. The transcript has 5 exons.